UGAACUGCUGAAGGUUUGGGUAAACUAUAAACAUUCGCUUUAAAUAUUUUUUCGAAUGCGAAAAACAUGCCAUAAGGAACAGAAAUUUUACUUUAUGACACAAGGACAAUAACUCUCGCUAAAGAAACGCUAACAGGCCACUGAAGAUGCUGACAUAAAUUAUGUUACACCAACCAUGCUUAGUGAAGGGGUCUCUGCAUACACAUGUUUCAUCAUGUAGGCUGCUUCUUCUAAGACACUACUCUCCCUCCCUAUCAAGAACACACUAUGAAGUUUUAGGAGUGCAAAAACAGGCCAGUGCAAAGGAAAUCAGAGCUGCUUAUAUAGAGUUGUGCAAAAAGUAUCAUCCUGAUGCAAAUCCAGGUGAUCCACAAGCUCAGCAAAAAUUUGUCCAGCUACAAGAAGCUUACAAUGUUCUCAAUGACCCUCGGGGAAGAGCUGAGUAUGACAUAAAGAUAAAUAAACAACAUUAUAGGACAACUUACAGUACACAGUACACUCGUAGUGCGGGAAAUACCUCAGAAGAUGAUUUUGUAAGAAAUUACUACAAACGGCAAAGCCGAGCCCCACCCAAAAGUGCCGAGGACAUUUACAGGGACUGGGUAAAACAAACUCAACGACAGGAGGAAAUGUAUGACGAGAUGAUCCGAAGAAACCAAGAAAAAAGACGUCAAGCAUACGAGGACUUAUAUAAAGAAUUCCAUCAGUACUCGUCACGAGGAAACACGAGGAGUAACCCCUGGGGGGACUAUAGGACACAACAGAAGUACUACCAUUAUCAUUCCAGUCCAAGACUGGGGAACAUAGUCUUCUCAAUGUUUUGGCUCUACAUCUCCAUAAAAUUGUUGAUCUUACUGAUAAUAGGUUCUGACUGAAGUAAUGGCACGAAGGUAUUGCUAUUUAUUGAAUUUUAUCAUAUCCCAUGGAUAAGGAAAUUAUUGGAAUGGAUUUUAAUGAAACUUGGAAAAAAGAAGUGAAACUUUUCUCUUGUGACAUUGAGAUACAUUUUUUAUUGCAGGUAUUUAUAACAGAUGUAAAAUGAAAGAUUAAAAAUAUUUUUUAUAACAGAAUUUUUUUAUGCAUGUUGUAUUUGUGCUGAACAAACUUCGAAGGACUAUAUUAUGUAAUGACCAAUAUCUGCCCCCCGAAUCAAUUUUUGAUGGAGAAAUCUAUAAUAAGUUCUAACCAGGGGGAUAACUGCAGACUUGAAAGAAAGCAUUACCUAAUUUCGUCAGCCAUGAUGUCAAGAGGAUGAUGUAAAUUCAAAAUUUUAUUGAUUUUGAGAGAAAAAAGUGUAUUUUUCAGACACCAGUAUUUUGAUUAAAAUCAUUAAGCACAGGUCUGUCCAUCUUGAUCUUUUGAUAUAAUGUGUAGAAUGAUUAUAUCAAUGAAAUAUGUGAAUAUUGUUCUGGGGCAAGCUUGUGCUCAGUAAAUUCUAUACUCAAAACUGAAUGAAUUUUGUCCAUUUUGUCCUCUUUCUUGAAAUAACAGAAAAACUUUGUGACAUCACAGAAACAAGAAUUGCCUAUAAUAUACUUCCAAACUAUAAUAAUUUUUGUCAUUUAAGAUAUUUCAUACAAUAUAUGAAAUUAUAACAUUUUUAAAGAUUUUUAAAAAAUUGGCUUUUAUAGGGGCAAAAAUAUGCUUUUACCUUGUACAGUUCUUUGGGAGUGUUUUGGAAUGGUGCCCACUAAAGUUACAUGAUGAAAAUGUUUCACUUUUAAUCAGUGUCUUUCCUUGGUACAAACUGAAGUGCUAUUCUUAAAUUUCAAGGAAAUACUAUUAUUGAUAUCCCAAGGAAUCAUGCAAAAAUAAGAAAUGAUACAGGAAGGUGUAUAUUUUACCCCACAUAUAAAAUUUUGUUCUCAACUUGGAAAAAUGCUAAGAGAUUUCUGAAACAUUUCAUAAAAACAGAAAAAAGACAGUGUGUGCAAUCCAUGCAGAUCUUUAAGUCAGGCACCAAUGAUAAGGGGAUCUAGAGAGACCUGUUUGAAUUAAUGUACUUUUUGAAGGUAUGCCACAUUCAAAGUUCUAAUCAAAACUGAAAUAAAAGUUCCACGAUAUAAAUAUUCAUGAGUAACGUUUGACCAAUGAUUUGAAGAGCUAAAGUACAUACACAACGUAGUUUCCAACUUUCUUCUUAUUUUCUGUAUAAUUGAAGAUUUUUUUUCCUUUGUACAAUUUUUAUUAUGCCUAAUGAUGCUUUACACCCUCCUCUAAAAUAAAAGAUAACUGCAAUGGGUCUUUUUCUGGUGUUUCUUUUGCUUUCAUACCUUAUUUCACUUUUGUAUACAUGUAUUUACUAAAGAAUUCUCUCAAUUCUCAAUUUGGCACCGAAUUUAAAUAUUAAAAUGAUUUUAGACUGUCAUACAAUAAAACAAUUAUAUGUU
This is a messenger RNA of Saccostrea echinata, 2390 nucleotides long. Its product is annotated as dnaJ homolog subfamily A member 3, mitochondrial-like. NCBI's taxonomy places the organism in Eukaryota, Metazoa, Mollusca, Bivalvia, Ostreida, Ostreidae. The transcript is spliced from 7 exons. The record is from RefSeq and is a predicted model, not a curated record. Bases 162 to 875 code for a protein of 237 amino acids.